GUGUGUUGGUGUUAGUUUAUCCGAUACCUUGUCAAUUGGUAUAUUCACUAUUAUGGCUAAAAGUCUUUUCAAUCGCGUUACAGGGAAGAAAGAGCAGGCAUUGACGGAUGAAGUUGAAUCGCUGAGAGAACAGAUGGUUUGCAACGAACGCCAUAUUUCUAAUCUGCAGCGAAUAUUGUCAAGCAUCCAUGAGUUGGCAAUUACACACAGCAUACAACCGGGGGAAGCCGGAACCAACGGUGCAUUGAAAAUUGAUCAGAUAAAAGAAAUGACUUCUGCCAAAUGUUUGAAGCUUGAAAGUGAUGACGAUGAAGGCCUUGUAGAAGCAGCUCUGCUAGCUCUGCGUGAGCGCAGAGGGCUACUGUUUGACAGCGUAAGUGAUAUUAAAGGCACAGGUCUCUACAAACAAAUAGUCCCAGCUGUCCAUCGGAUACUGUUUAUUAUCGGUGACGUGGUCGUCGAAACGUUAAUGACUGAAAUUGGACUUCAUAAUGUUUUACAAAGAUACUGUGGCCCGAAAGAUAUAUUGAACAUGCUUAAUUUGAUCAAUAUAAUGCUAACGUGGAUCCACCAAAACCCAACGUUUACUGCCGCUAUGUUUCUUGGAUAUGUUCAGAUAAUUGAGAACAGUUUAAAACAAGCGAAACAAGAAAAUGACCAAGAAGGUUCGAAUAGCCCUGCAUCAAGUCCUCGGUCGACUGCAUCAAGUCCCCGCUCGCCAAGACAGGAGCCAGAUCUUUUAUGUAAAGAAACAAACUUGAUUGCGAAGGAAAAUCACAGAAUGCUUAAAGAAUUAUUGAGCAUAAAUAGGGAGAGACAACAGAAUCGAAAUAAUGGCCAAAACGCGUAAACGCCUCUGGUUGAUGUAAUAGACUAUGGAAAAGACGAAGUGACUCCAUAGGCGAUCGGUUGCAGGUUUUUAGUGGGAUAAAAAUUAUAUAUUUUACCAAAAUAAUCAUUUUUUAGAUAAAUAUUGUGAUUGGAAACUUACUGAAUUGUAGUUGCAAAUGUGAAUUAUGUCGAUGUUUUAUGAAUUACAAUGCGAAAAUCGGUAUACAUGAAAAGAAACAAAGGUACAGCAGUGACAAUGGCCCUUAUGUUAUCAAGAUUCCUAAACAAAGUCGUCCGUCCAAGGACUCUGUUACCGGUGACGUGUCAAUAAAUGAUAUUCUUAAUAAGGCGAACUCAGUGCUGUUUAGUGUUGAAAAUUUAGAAAACAGCACAUUUUUUACAUAGUCCUAGUUUUAGUAGAAGUACUAACGGGAAUUUCAAAAGUGAAACAGGUAGUGGAGGUAACAUAACAUAAAGGCGGAAAGCAGUGAACCAACUAUUUGUUACGUUAAGAAGACAGUGGUCGAUUAAAGAUGAGAAUUAAUGUCAAUUAGAAGCGAAUGGAAUGGAGAAUUUUUUAAGGAUUGUCCAAACAAGAAGGACAUGAUACGGCUGUGGGCGAUGGAUGAGGAAAGAGCCAACAUGGUGGAAGAGCGGGUAUAACGCCAGGAACAUAAGGUGGAUGGCAAAAUAAGAACAUUUUUGCCAACUGCAAUUACUACAAAGAAACGUGAUAAAUCAUGUUCAUCUUAUUCAGAUUAUUUGGUUAUGCAGUUGGACUGAAGCGAGGGGAAGUCGCCAAUUUAGUUAGUUUAUUUGUUGAUGACCUUGAUCUUUACCUACAAGAUAACAUUAACUCUGGACAGAAUAUGAUCUUAUUAACUGAUCUUUUUACUGCAAUUCGUGGGGUGGGGUGGCUUUAUGUUUACACUGCAAAAAAUACACGAUAUAAUGGUAUUUCGAAAGAGAGAUGCAUCAAAAGAAAACAAAAUAUACUCCUAAAACGAUAUGAUAUUAAAGUGCUUGAAAACUUUAACUCUUAAAUUAUUUAGGCGCAGUUUUUAAUUAUACUAGACGUUUUUAAAGUAACAUAAGAACCUCUGGUUGGUGAAGCUCUUAAGGCCAUAAGAACAUUAUUGUUUAAAUGCAAUGACUUUAACAUAAAACCAAAACUAUUCAGGCAUUUGUUUUACUUUAUUGUGGGUUGUAUAUUAAAUUUUGUUUCAGACGUAUGGGAUUUCACCAAUUCAGAUGAUAUUGAACGCAUACAUUUAAAAAUUUUCAAUCGAUUGCUUAACGUUAAACCUAAUACGUGCAAUGUUGCUAUUUAUGAAGAAUACGGAGAAUAUCAAUUGUAUGUAAAAAGUUUGUUUAUUCUAAAAUAUUGAUAUCAAUUUUUACAGAACUAAAAGAACAUAAUGCAAAUCGUUUACGAAUAAGCUUUAAACAAUUGAAAAGAAGAUAUACAUAAAUUGGGUUUAAAAUGUCAAGAACAUCCUAAAUAAUUUUUCAUUUGGUUUUUAAUUGAGAAUCCUAAUGUUGUGCGAGUAUAAAGUUUUGUUAGCGAGUUAAAAUGUAGACUUGUUGCCAAUAUUAAAGAAGAAGGUUAUGGCACAAUGAAUAACAGCUCCGUUUAAGAUAUGUAUCAAGUUUAUAAAGACUCGAUGGAAUAUGAAGACUUACUUUCUGUGCUUAUAUUUUUUGUAAUAUUGACAGUCCGUAAACACCUUUUGAGAUUCCCAACUUGCAGAUAUGCUCAGAAUAGCAUUCCACAAAAUGAGUGUUAUCGUGUAUCUUGUAAUGACUUUGAUUAAUAAGACGCAUACCAUUUAUAUGUAUAUGCCGCUGCUGCACUUAUCAAAAACUAUACUAUGCGUAUAUUUUAUGUUAACCCUUCUGUAUAUAAAUUCCAAAAGAUAUUAGUUUCAUGUGACAAAUCGUUAAUUGAUAUUGUAUGUAAAUAUAUCAAGCUGUUGCAAUAAAAAAAUAUGACCCUAAAUUAUACUGUUUCGUAAAUUCCAUUACCGCCUCGAGAACACAUAUGUUUUUCUGUGUUUGUACUUGUAUUCUUCAAUGACUUAUGUUAUAUAAUGUUAUAGUCGUAUACGUAUUUAAGUAAAAUAGUGUGUAUCUUUAAUGCGAUUUAUUGAUAUAAAGCUGAAUUAACAGUCUGUCUUUCUCUCAAUCAGUCGAACUGUCUUUAUGACUGCCUUUUUUGUAUUGUAAUGUCUUUUAACAUCUUGUCUUGGCAAGUACCAAUAGCAUGACAUUCUAUUCGGGAAGCUAGAGUUAAUGGGUGUUCGGUCAAUUCCGUGGUUUAAGUCAUACCUGAUGGACAGAAGCCGAGUAGUAAACAUAGGUAAAACAACUUAUACCACUCUUCCAGUCACCUGUGUGGUGCCCCAGGGUAGUAUACUUGGCACCCUGCUUUUUUAUGUUACGUUAAUGACAUGGUCACUAGCAUUAAUAAUGAUUGUAAACUUAUAUUGUAUGCUGAUGACAACACAAUAUUGUUUAGCCAUAAGGACCCAGAUUUUAUAUCUGCCAAACUUGGUAAAGUUUAAGAAAAUUGCUCGGACUGUCUGGUAGAUAAUAAGUUAUCCUUGUACUUGGGGAAAACUGAAUAUAUUCUUUUCGGCCCAAAACGAAAUUUAAGUAAACACGAGUCUACACAAGUCACUUGUAAUGGUCAUAAGAUUAAUAGUACUACACAAGUUAAGUACUUAGGCCUUCCAGUCGAUUGUUUUUUAUCAGGUGAAGCUAUUGUACAAAACAUUAUCUCUAAGGUCAAUGGUAAACUUAAAUUUUUGUAUAGACAUAAUAAUUGUUUGGAUUUUAACACACGUAAAUUGUUAUCAUCUGCACUUUUACAGUGUCACUUCGAUUAUUCUUGUUCAUCCCGGUACGUAGGUCUAAAUAAAGGUCUAAAAUCUAAACUCCAAAUUCUCCAGAACAAUAUGAUCAGAUUUAUAAAAGGUUACUCUCCAUGACAUUCUGUUACUUGGCAGGACUAUGUUCAUCUGAAUAUGUUAAAUGUUAGCUAUAUAGUAAAACAGCUAAGGCUUAAUCACAUGCAUAAAGUCUAUUAUCAGACAUGUCCUUCAUAUCUUAGGGAAAACUUUGUUAAUAGCUCCAGAGCAUCCAAGCAAUUUAAUUUUAUUUUACCUAGUGUCCAUAAUACUUCUUGUAAACAUACAUUCUUCUAUACUGGACCAAGAGACUGGAACUCUCUCCCUGACAAUAUUAAAAGUUAAAAAAACAUUACCAGGUUCAAACAAUUAGUGAAAAAGGACCUUCUUGAACAACAAGUAUCAGAAAGUAAAUGUGACUUUUUAUUUUUCUAAUAGCCAUGUUGCAACAAUCAUCUGUGAAAAUUCAUGUUAAAUUGUGAUAUUGUACAUAAUAAGAUAAAUGCAAACUCUUAAU
Messenger RNA from Dreissena polymorpha, 4257 nucleotides. RefSeq lists its product as uncharacterized. The record is from RefSeq and is a predicted model, not a curated record. The transcript is spliced from 7 exons. Lineage: Eukaryota; Metazoa; Mollusca; Bivalvia; Myida; Dreissenidae. The coding region runs from base 53 to 850 and encodes 265 amino acids.